Molecule: messenger RNA, 1005 nt
Organism: Centruroides sculpturatus (bark scorpion)
Lineage: Eukaryota; Metazoa; Arthropoda; Arachnida; Scorpiones; Buthidae
Product: zinc finger protein 595-like
Exons: 4
Coding region: 76-933 (285 amino acids)
Cellular component (GO): nucleus
Source: RefSeq, a predicted model, not a curated record
CAAGUUCCAUUGUACAUUUUAUUAUUGUUUCCGAAUUUGGCAUUGGCGCACAAUUUCUGCUCGUUCGUAGAAUCCAUGGGAGAAAAGAAACAACCAACUUGUAAACAUUGUUUCGAGACAUUCCGCGAUAAAUGGACGUUGGUUAUUCACGAAAGAAUUCACACCGGAGAAAAGCCAUAUUUGUGCGAUCGUUGCGGUAAAACAUUCGGUACAUCGACGAACUUGAAUCUACAUACGAGGACACAUUUACUGGAAGAGCCGUAUAGCUGCGGAUUCUGCGAAUCGAGAUUUAAAACGAGAAAAGAUUUUAAUAAACAUAUCCUCCACACCCAUUCCCAGGAAGUGUCCUCUACAUCUAAAAAAAGUGUUCCGGCGCGAGAAAAACGCAACUUCUGCGAGUUUUGCCAUAAACAUUUUUCGAACGAAAAUGACCUUUUCGCGCAUUUAAUUCAUUCCGAACGGCGAACUUCCCACCGGCAACAAAUCUCCGGUAGAGAAAACGAGGAAAGAAAAGAAGAAAUCGCCGGACAGAGCGAAGUUGCACCUACAGAAAAAACGUCCGAAGAAGGACUGGAAGAAGGAGAAAGCGUGGAAUAUUCUGUCACCGCAUCCGAUUGGAAAAGGGGCGAAGAAUCGUUUCUAUGCGACGAGUGCGGAAUGCAAUUUGCCAGUGAGUGGCAACUCGACCGAGACAAAAAGAAUCAUUUAGACGCGGCUGCCAUGGAAUACGAAGGCGCUAAUUACGCUUUACCCCAAUCGGACGAAUAUUUGAGAGAAUUGUACAACACCAGGAUUGUUCUUCCACCCGCGGAUCUCCCCGUUUCGGGUAUAACGGAAGAAGAGUCCCAAGCAACCGGGCCUGUUCAGUUUCCGGAAGAAUCCGUGGAGGAAAUGACUAUAAAGGAAAUAAUCUUCAAAUAUUUCGACAAAUAAACAAAGUUGCAAAAAAUAAAAGUUUUAAUAUCUUCAAAAUCCACUUUGUAUAAUAAGUGCCCCAUAUUUUCG